AUCCAAUGUGUCUGUUUAAUAUAUCUGACACUCAAACACAACAAAUACCCCUGAUGGGACUAUGGAUCAAAGCAAGAUUUGAUUAUUAAUAAUAAACAGCAUACCACCACUUUUUAAAUUAGGCUACACUGUUCCAUAUAUAAAGAUUAUUCCCUUUGGAGACCUGUGGCUUAUAUUUGACUGGCUGAGAAUUUAGAAUAAUUUUGUGUUUUCAAUCUGAAAGACCCUGCUACUUAAACAAUAACCUGCAGGUGACCCAGGUCAUUUCACACACAUUAGUGCCAAUGUUCUUUCACUCCAACAGAGGGAGACAGAGGCUGUAUCCAAUACACAAGGUCAUGCUACACAAUAUCUGUCUCCUAAACACACCAGCUGGAUGGAUACUGCUUGGCGGUUCAUAAUAUUAAUAUAAGACCUGGCCAAAAUUAAAUGUUUUCAGAUACUACUUCCUGCAUUUGCCUCAUUGUUUUGUACAUUUUUACAACUAUGAGUUGCUCCUCAAUGACUUUGUACAAUUCAAGAUUUGUUUUUCUAUGAGCACAAUGAAAUCUUUACUUAUAACGACAUAAUCUCCUUUUAUAAGACCACUGCGCCACUUAAAACAUAAGAACAUUUAAUUGGUAAAAACAGAUAAACAGCCUAUAUAGCUGACACUCUUAGUGUCUGACUGUUUCUACCUUUAUUCUGACUUUCAUUUUUAUUCAGUGUACUAAUUCAUUAAACCACCAUUUUCUUAUACAACGCACAGCAUAGUGUGCUAAACCUACGCUGGUUUGAUCGUUUUGAGUAGACUAUAGUGUGCUUCUCAACACAAUUGAGCAAAUAUGUCUAAAGUUUAAAAGAGAAGAUAAAGUCUGUCGUGCUCAGAGUGAAUACUCACCCGGUUGGAGCUGGAAACUACCGAGGAAAAGUAGAAAGUGAAAGCACAAUGUUGGGUGCGGACCUUAACAAACACCUCCCCGGGACACUAAGCCAAGUUUGGCACAAAUUCGAGCGGACCUUUCUUUCAUAUGAUCCCUAAAUAUAAGUCCUGCCUUCAGUUCCAGUACAUUUUGCGUCAACGCUUCGUGAGUAAACUCGACAACGUCGGAAAUCAACUCCCUUUGCAUUUCCUAAGAAACAAAAGUGAAAGUAACGCGGGGCAGACGCUGCUGGGUUAGCAGAGAUGGCUGGCGAGUAUUCGUAUCCUCUGUUGGUCGAACUGGAAAAGACGAAUAUAACAAAAAUAAAAAUUAAGUUGGUGAAGUACUUUCAGAGUAAGAAGUCUAACGGUGGAGACUGUGAGGUUGACUAUGAAAAUGGCAGCGGGACAGCGGUGCUGCGCUUCCGCACAGAGGAAGACCAGCAAAAUGUUUUGAAGAAAGAGGCGCAUCAGAUCAUUGUGGAUAAAGAGGGUCUGCACAUGACGGUUCGCCUUCUUCCAGAUACAGCUCAGGAGGCUCCGCCUGAUACACUCGACCAGACGUCAGAUGUUGCUGUGAACAACAAGCAGUCCAGUGCUGAACAAUGCCCACCUGCAGCCAAAGUUCAGACAGAAGCAAAAGGCAGAGAUGAUGAUACAGAAGAUGAAGAGCUGUGCUCCGCCUCAGCUGUUUUAGGAAAUAUUGAGUCAGUAAGCCAGGAGUUUUUGGAGAUGCUGGUGGAGAACAUUGUAAGGGACUCCGACCCUCCAGACUGUGAAAGCUUCACUUUGGAACUCAUUCCUGGCAUCUCCUCUGCUGUGAUUACGUUCAAGAACAGGAAAGGAAGCACCAACUUCAUGACAAGAUGCCCCCAGAACAGGACUUUCACGAAUAAGGGAUUUUCAGUCCGGCCUCUUGAAGUCACAGAACAAGUUCUAGUUGAAGACAUACAAGAUCUGAGCAAAGAUGUCCUCUGUCUGUAUUUUGAGAAGGAAGGCGGGGAUGUAGAGAGUGUUGAGCUUAAUGAAACGGAGCAGUCUGCCAUCGUCACAUUUAAAAACCCUCAAGUGGUUCAAAAAAUUGUGAAGAUGAAGAAUCAUCACAUCAUCCAGAAGGAGAUCAGAGCUUAUCCUUUUUACAAAUCUCUGGGAUCAGCCCUUUAUGGCAAAGAUAAGCCUGUGCUAAAACUCCCUGCUGCUGUCUCUGAACCCAUUGAUGACACCGUCUGGAGAUACCUAAAUGCCAGUCCGUCAGCAGCGGAGUCCGUUCACAGUGACAUGGCUAAACACUUCUGUAAAGUAAACCUCAACCAGCCUGCUGUAUGCUUGAGCCCCUUGCCCUCACUACUACAGCAAACAAAUGCCAAAGCCAUGAUCAAAGAGUGGAGUGAUACUGUGAAGGUGGCCUUUGCACAAGCUUUGUCAAAAUUCAAACCCCUGAAAUUCAAGCUGGAGUCAGUGGCAUGGGAAGAGUCUGAGGAGAAGAUCCGACAGAUGCUGCAGAAUGAGGAUGUGGUUUUAGUGCCUGAUAAAUCCACUGGUGAUUUAUCAGUGGUUGGCUGUGUGGAAGAUGUCAACAAGCUUGAGCAAACACUUUCUGAUGUCCUAAACCUGACUUUUAAAAAGGUGCACAGGGAGAAAUUGAGCAAAACACAAGAGAUCAAAGUGUCAGAGCUGAUCUUCCACAUCCUGUGUCAAGAUGGUCUUCGGGACAGGCUGCUGAGUGUGUACCCAGAAAUCAAAAUGUCAGUCAAGAAAGGAAGUUUGACAGUAACUGGAUUAAAUGAUGAGCUUUUCCAAGUAAACAAAGUUAUAUAUGAUGCAAUGUUCGCAUUAAAACGACAGAAUUUAGAAAUGGAUACAUUUGUGCUAGACUUCUUGAAGGCUGGAGCACUAGAGGAGCUCACAGAUGCUCUCCUAAUAUCUAAUGGAAUAAAUGCAGCAUUUGAGAUGAAUGCAGACAAAUUGCAGCUCCUCGCUGUUUCUGACAGAGAUCUGAAAGAUGCUGAAGACCAUCUGAAAAGGCUGCUAAUAUCUCACUACAUUGAUGUUGAAGAUAGUAAUGUCCUAAAGAAGCCAGAGUGGCAGCACCUGGUCAGUCAGUCAGAGGAUGCAAACAAUGAGCCAUGCAGAAAAAUUCGAAUUCACACCACUGGUCAACAAGUCGUGGUGUCUGGCCACAAGGACAAUGUGCUAACAGUUAGCAGUGAGCUUGCUGACUUUUUAACACAGAAUGCUCAAGUUGAAGAAACCAUUGUGGUUAAGCCCAACGCCAAAGUUGAAUACAUUAAACGUGACAAGUCCUGUUUGGAGGAAGUGGAAGACAAAGUGGAAGUGUUUUACAGAAAUGAAGCCAUCUGCCUCAGUGGUUCUAGAAUUGAUGUCACACACUGCAAGGCCUUGGUUGAGGACUUGGUCUCUUCUCUAUACUUUGACAGCUUAAAAGUAGCAAAGCCUGGAGCAAAGACUGUCUUCCAGGAUAAAGAAAGUAUGUGUGUUCAGUCACUCUGGAAAGAAACCGGUUGCCUGGUCCAGCUGAUUGAUGAGAAAAGUGGCGGACGGGAUGACUUGGCCUUUAGUCAAGUACCAAAACCUGCGUACCAGCUUCAGACACCUGAUGGAGUGGAAAUAGCUGUUUGCAAGGCUGAUCUGUGCAGUUACCCAGUGUGUGCCAUCAUCAGUUCUUCUACUGAGGACUUGAAACAUAGCGGAGGCCUUGCACAGGCACUUUUAAAUGCUGCUGGCCCUCAGUUGCAGGAUGAAUGUAACAAAAUAAUUAAUGUGAGGGGACAGCUCAAGCCUGGUGACUGUGUCAUAACUGAUGCAGGGGGGCGGCUUUGUUGCAAAAAAGUUAUUCAUGCAGUGGGACCCAAGUUUAAUCCCAUUAAAGGCCAGAAGGUUCAGGCACAGUUAAAAAAAGUUGUUAAAGAAAGUUUAGAACUUGCUGAAAAGCACGGCUGCACCUCUGUGGCUAUGCCCAUCAUCAGCAGAAACAAAGGCUUCUCUCUCAAUUCGUGUGCGGCCGCUAUCACCAAAGCAGUGAAGGAGCACUGUGAUGAGAGAGAUGAUGGCAUCCUGAAGAAAAUCCAUUUGGUGAACAAUGACGACGGUGCUGUUCAAGCUAUGGAGGCAGCAGUCAGACAGGAGUUUGGAAACAGUGGCGUUUCUCAGCCAGCUCUUCAAAGCAGUGCCGUCAAGUCUUCACUCGGAAAACACGCUACAUCUUCUAGCUCUGACCAAAACUGCUUGGGUCAAGUGCAGACCAAAGAGGGCCUGAAUAUCACUCUUAUGAAAGGAAAUAUUGAGGAUGCCACGACGGAGGUGACCGUGAAUACUGUGUUUGAAGAUCUUAACCUGACCAAAGGAGCGGUUUCCUGUGCCAUCUUUAAAGCCGCUGGACCCAAACUUCAGCAGUUGGUAAAUGCAAAGCAACCCGGGGGAACUGUCGGUGAGAUCAUUGCCACUGACGGCUGCAAGCUGAAGAGCAAACAAGUCUUUCAUGCAGUUGCGCCUCAUUGGGACAAGGGACAAGGCAUCGCUGAAAAGGAGUUGAGUGGUAUUUUCAAGGAUUGCUUGGACAAGGCAGAGGAUAUGGGUCUGACUUCCAUAUCCUUCCCUGCUAUCGGCACUGGAAACCUGAGUUUCCCAAGAGCCCUUGUAGCCUCUUUGAUGUUUGAUGAAAUGUUGGCAUUUAGCAGUAAGAAACUGCCUAAGCACCUGAAGAAGGCUGUGAUCAUCCUCUACUCAGGAGAUUUACAGACUAUCCAGGUUUUUAGUGAUGAAUUUAAGAAGAGGUUCCCCCAUGCUACAGGUGGUCUGGUGUCCACAGCUUCCUCACAAAGUUCAGGUCCAUUCGCUAAAGUAGUUUCGACUUCAGGGAUGCAUGAGACCAAAAUGGGAAGUGCAACUAUACAGGUUGUCACAGGAGACAUAACCAAGGAGACCAGUGAUGUCAUCGUCAACUCCUCCAAUGAAGACUUCUCUCUUAAGUCAGGAGUGUCCAAGGCUAUUCUGGAUGCAGCUGGUCAGGCUGUUGAAUCAGAAUGCCAAACCCUUACUGCAUGUUAUGGCAAUGGCACAUACUUUGCUGUCAAUGCUAGUUACUCUGCCAGUGACACCUACUCCAAGCCAAAUCCAACAAAUGGGGAAAAGUGUAUGUACCUCUGCCAAGUGCUGACGGGGGAUUACACUGUUGGACAACAAAACAUGAUUGUACCACCAGCCAGGAGCAGCACCUCCGUACAGAAGUACGACAGUGUUGUGGACAACGCGGCCAGGCCCAAGAUGUUCAUUAUCUUCCAUGACACCCAGGCUUAUCCUGAAUACUUGAUUACAUUCACUUGA
Molecule: messenger RNA, 5245 nt
Organism: Monopterus albus (swamp eel)
Lineage: Eukaryota; Metazoa; Chordata; Actinopteri; Synbranchiformes; Synbranchidae
Product: poly [ADP-ribose] polymerase 14-like
Exons: 12
Coding region: 1166-5245 (1359 amino acids)
Biological process (GO): protein poly-ADP-ribosylation; negative regulation of gene expression
Cellular component (GO): cytoplasm; nucleus
Molecular function (GO): transcription corepressor activity; NAD+ poly-ADP-ribosyltransferase activity
Source: RefSeq, a predicted model, not a curated record